CAGACACCCCGCUGAGCAGGGAGCCUGAUGCGGGACUCCAUCCCGGGACUCCGGAAUCAUGACCUGAGCAGCAGGCAGUCGCUUAACCAACUGAGCCACCCAGGCACCCGCAGUGUAGCAACAUCUUUAUAAAGUACUGAGAGAAAAGCAAAACCAGUUACACCCCAUGAAACGUUCUGCAAAAAUAAGGCGAAAUAAUGACUUUUUCAGACAAGCAAAAGAUGAGAAAAUCUAUUGUUAGCACAUCUGCAAUAUAAUUAAUAUUGCAGAAAGUUCUUCAGGCAGCAGGAAGUGAUAACAGAUAAAAAGUUGGAUCUGUGUGAAGGAAUAAGGAACACUGGGAGUGAUAAAUCUGUGAGUAAAGGUAAAAGAUAUUUUUCCUCAUUUUAAUCUCUUUAUAAUUGACUACUUAAAGAAAAAAAAUAAUGUGGGAUUUAUAACAUAUGUGGAAGUAAUAUGUAUGACAACAAUUCCACCAAAUGGGAGGAAGGAGAUGGAAGCAUACCAUAGGAAGGCCCUACACGCCUGUGUGAAGUGGUAUAAUAUUUGAAGGUGGACCAUGAGAAGUUCAAGAUGUACAAUGUAAAGCCUAGAGCAACCACUAAAAUGAAAGGCAAAUAAGUAUAGCAACUAAGCCAAUAAUGUUUCCAAUUAAUAUUCACAAAAUAUAUUCAGUUAAUCCAAAAUAAGGCAAAAAAUGAGAAAGAAACAAGAGGUGAGAUUAAUAGAAAAAAAUAUCAAUAUGGCAGAUUUACUUGCAUUCAGUGUAAAUGGUCCAAACACUCUAAUCAAAACAUAGAGAUUGUCUGAUGGGAUUAAAAAAAAAAAAAAAAAGCAAGCCUGGGUGGCUCAGUUGGCUGAGCAUCCAACUCUUGGUUUUGGCUCAGGUCAUGAUCUUGGGGUGGUGGGAUUGCUCCUAUUGUCAGGCUCUGUGCUCCACAUGGAGUCUGCUUGUCCCUCUCCCUCCCCCUGUUUGCUCAUGCUCUCUCUCUCUCUCAAAUAAAUAAAGAAAUAAAAUCUUAAAAAUAAAAAGCAAGACUCAACCAUAUGCUACCCAGAAGAAAUCCAAGUUACGUAUAAAGACACACAGAUAGGUUAAAAGUAAAAGGAUGGAAAAUGACAAUACCAUGAAAACACUAGUCAAAAGAAAAGUAGAAUGGCUAUAUUAAUAACCAGCAAAGUUGAUUUAAUAACAAGCAAUCUUACCAGGGGAAAAAAGGGACAUUUCAAAAUGAUAGAGAUUGAUUCAUCAAGAGAUCAUAACAACCCUAAAUGUAGAUUCACUCAGUAUCACAGCUUCAAAUUAUAUGACACAAAAACUGAUAGAAUAGAAAGAAUAAAAAUAAAUGAAUCCUCAAUUAUAGUUGGAAACUUCAACAGUCCUCUCUUGGUAAUUGAUAAAAAAAGAAGACACAAAAUCAGCGAGGAUGUAGAAGACAUGAACAACAUUAGGAAGAAAAUUGACCUAAUUAACAUUUCAAAAAUAUAUGGAAUAUUCAUAAAUAAGGACCAUAAAAUGGGCCAAGAAACAAGUCUCAAUAAACUUAAAGGGACUGAAAGAAUAUGAAAUAUAUUCUUUAAAUUAAUUAGAAGUCACAGAAGGAUAUCUAAAUAUUUGGAAAUUAAACAACUUCUAAAGAACCCAUGUAUCAGAGAACAAAGCAUAAGUUAAAUUAGAAAAUAUUUUGAACUAGAAAGGCAAGCCACAAAAUGAGGGAAAAUACUUGGAAAAUAUAUAUCUGAUUAAGGUCAUUAGUGCAGAAUAUAUAAAGAACAUUCACAGUUCAAUAAGAAGACAAACAAUCCUCCUCCACCAAAAUGUGAACCCUUUGCUAAAGAAGAUAUACAAAUGGCAAUUAAAUACAUGAAAAGCUAUUCAAAAUUAGUAUUGGGGAAAUGCAAAUUAAAGCCACAGUGAAAUUCUCAGCCUGCAGCUCUCUGGCUCCGGCUGUCUCCUCCUCUCCUCUGGGGCUCCACCAUUGUGGGUCCCUGGCCCCACUGGCUGCUCUCCACCCUCUUGCUACUCCACACCUGUCAGCUGCACUUUGACCCUGAGCUGCUGGGCACCUGGGUCUUCCAAAUGGGCCCCAAUAGUUCCCAACACCACAUCAACUGCUUGGUUAUGGGACCACCAGGAAAAAAAAAAAAAAAAAGUGGUGGUGCACCUUGAGAACUUGGAUACAGCAUGUGGUAAUUUUGGCCAUCUCACUAUCAUUUGCAAUCAAGGCUUUGAGAUUGUGUUAAAUGACCACAAGUGGUUUGCCUUUUUAAAAGUUAUUCAAUAGAGCAUCUGUUGAGGGGUUCUUUUUAAAAGACAGACAAAAACUGACUUUGGGGCGCAGAGGCAGGGCAGCAUGCAGCCGUGGACCUGCCUGCCUCUAACAGCUAGCAGAGGCCACUCGCCCCUACAUUCCCUUCUGGAGUCUUUAUGUGCAUGUUUUAAUGUUGAGGAAUCCUGGCAACCUACCUCCAAGUCAGCUGCCCUCCUGAACAUUUCUCUGGAAAGCCACAACUGCCAUUUUGAAAUGGGAACAACCAGAGACUACACAGGAAAAAGAAAGAAAAAUCUGGAAGUCUCAGGUGGCUUCACCACUCAGCCUUUGAAUAAAAGGAAAAAUAUGCAACUCAGAGAGUAUGUUUAUUGGCUACAGAUGUUAAGCACUUCACUAAGGAAUGGAAAGCAGCAAGACAGAGUAUGUACUUCACCUGAGUGGUUGCACAGAAACCAGUUGUCUCUGAACCUUUAAGAACUCAAGUGGAAAAUACACUUAAAAAUUUAAAGGACAGAGUCAUAACAUACAGUUUGAAUUGGAAUGACUGCAAGAUUGUUUCAGGAUUAUAAGACUUCUGUCUAAAAGAAGUUAAUAAAAGGAGUAUUAUGCAUGACAGAACCCCCUUUGAGAAUUGCAAUGUGUCAUAAAUGGAUUUAAGUGCUUACUGAAUAUUUUCGGAUUUGCAGAAGAGACAGGACUGUGUGGCUUCUCCCUGACAGUGAUCUCAUGUCAGUUUCUAGAAUUCUACAGAAUUGUUGUAGAAUUCUGUUAUGUAGUCGGAGGGGGAAAAUGGAAGAAUCUGUAGCUGGAGGAUCCUAUUCUGACAGCAGACGGCUCCCUCACAUACAGCCAGAAUGCCUCCCACUCAGGCAGAAAGUGUUAUAAAGAAUAUCAUUCGAGAAAUAGGACAAGAAUGUGCAGGCCAUGGAGAGAUUGUUUCUGAAACUCUGGCUGCUUUUAUGGUGAAAGCUGUUGUCUUGGACCCAAGUAAUGGCUUUAACAUGGAUAGACCCCUCAUGAAAAGUGAUGUACAGAAACUCGUUAAGCUUUGUGUGUCUCGGCUGUUGGAUAGUAAAAAUCCAUCCCUGGACACCAUUAAGAUGCAAGUCUACUUUGAUAUGAAUUAUACAAGUCGAGAGGAAUUUCUUGAAGAACAUCACCGAGUCUUGGAGUCUAGGUUAGGCUCCAUUAUGAGAGAAAUCACGGAUAACAGAGCAUGUGCUAGAGAAGAACUGGAAAGCCUCUACCGUAAGAUUGUCAGCUACAUCUUACUGCGCUCUGGGCUGGGAUCUCCUACCGAUAUCAAGAUUGUCAGAGAGGCAACAGCUGCCCUGCAGAGUAUUUUUCCUCAGGCUGAGCUUGGGACAUUUCUAACACUUUCUAAGAAGGACAAAGAACGCCAACUGAAAGAACUCACCAUGAUUGUUACUGGGAUUCGCUUAUUUAACCGAGACUGUGGAAAGGGAGGAGAAGGCAUUGAUGACUUGCCAGCCAUUCUGCAUGAAGCAAUCCCAGCCACCACGCAGCACAUUGAUUCCCAACUUCAGACUGCCCAGGAGCAGGCCUACCGCUACACGGCCGUCCUUGAGAAGGCAGCCAACAACCCGCUCCUGCGUACAGAGCUUCAGCCGUGUAUGUUAAAAGAAGCACUGUAUAAUGUGCGGCAGUAUGAGGUCUUCCUUCAGAUCAUUUUGUCAGAUAUAAUUACCUGUGCUCAAGAAGUAGAAAUGAUGAUAAAGCAGUUAGGAGCCCAACUGGAACAAUUAAAAAUGAUUGUAAAAUCAAAGACAGCUGUCCCAACGUCACAAGUCUUUCCCAUCUUCAUCGCACUUUCCAACCUGUGGACUAGCUUCCAGGAUGAAACUGUUUUGAUUAGUGUCCUCAGUAAUUUAACAACUCAUCUUGAACCAUUCCUGGGUGCUCAUGAGCUACUCUUUCCUGAGAAAGUCAUACAGAAUCUUCUUGAUGGGCUGACUGUGAAAACUGAUGUGUGUAGGGUGAAGGAACACCUGGAAGAUAGAGUACAUCUGGUGGAUUUCAGAAAACAAGAGUGGCUUUUCCCAGAAACAACAGCAAAUUUUGAUAAAUUGUUAAUUCAGUAUCGAGGAUUUUGUGCUUACACAUUUGCUACAACAGAUGGUCUUCUCCUUCCAGGAAAUCCAGCAAUUGGGAUUUUGAAAUAUAAAGAAAAGUAUUACACUUUCAAUACCAGAGAUGCUGCAUAUUUAUUUGCAGAAAAUCCUGAAAAUUAUAUUGAUUUAAUUAGAGAAAAGGCCAAAAAAAAUACAGAAUUAAUUCAGCUCCUGGAGCUUCAUCAACAGUUCGAAACCCUCAUUCCAUAUUCUCAGAUGAAGGAUGUUGACAAACAUAUAAAACCAAUUACAAAGUCUGAAAGUAGCACACAGACGGAUACGCACAUAUUGCCACCAACAAUUGUGAGAUCAUAUGAGUGGAAUGAAUGGGAAUUAAGAAGAAAAGCUAUAAAAUUGGCCAAUUUGCGUCAGAAAGCUACUCACUCAGUACAAACUGAUCUCAGUCACAUGAGAAGAGAAAAUUGUUCACAGGUGUACCCACCCAAGGAUGCUGGCACGCAGUCUAAGAGUGAAGGCAGCAGCCGCGUGCCCAGGCCCCAGAUUUACAUAGCUGGUCUCCGUGGGGGACAGGGUAAAGUCACCUCUGGGGUCAAGGUGAACUUAACUAGAGCUGUUGAUGAGACCUAGUUAGAGACUGAAUUUUUAAAGUAGAUCUCACCAAGUUAUGAGCAGUGGCAAAUAUUGACAAGUAUCUUUGCAUCCUUUAAAAUUAGUUAAUUUUGUGGGUCUGGCACAUUCAUCGGUUGUGUGAAUGUUUUCUGGAUUCUCAUGUAUAUUCGCUGUCAGCCUGCUACAAAAAACUAAAAGUUGUUUCUGUAACACAUUUUGCAUUCUAUUAAAAUUGAAAAGUAAAACUCUGUCCACUCAGCUUUUAUUUGUCAGAAAAGGUUUGGCAGCAUUAAAGGCUGAAAUUAUGAUGCUCUUUAGAUAUUAAUAUAUUUAUAAGAUUGUGACUGAGAUAGAAGCUUAUUUAUUUCUAAAAUCACAUUUAAUGUUAAACAUUAAAAUUUUAAAGGCUAGUCAGUAUUUUCAGCCUCAUUAGCUAUUAAAUGUUAACAUAGAUUAAAUUGAUGUAUAAUAAGACCUCGCUAAUUUGGAAUAAUUAGAGCAGAGGUCCACGUGAAUUUUAAAAAUCUGGGAAAUUUUACAUAAAAUCUGGAUUUCUGGCCCCUUGAAAAAAAUCAGAAUAUUUGGCAGUACUUGGCUAGUAUUCCUGUGAAUAGUAGCUGUGCUCUUUCGUAGGCCAGGCACUUCCGGUCCCCCUUCCUGCUGCCUUGCCUUAUUUGCCUGACCCCAUUGGCAGUUGCGUUUAGGGCCCAUGUGAAUUACUGAUAGCUGAAUUUUAGAGCUAUAAUUUUAUUACUGUCUUACAUAAUUUUAAUACCAACUCCUGGAUAAUAAAGACUCCCAGGUGGAGAGACUGUUAAACAUGCUUUAGUGAUGAGGGGAUCAUUUAUAUUUAGUGUAUUUUUUCCUGCCUUGGUGACCUUUAUUAAGGUGUUUAUAUAAUUUGUUUUCUAUGUAGGUUAAAUGUUAUUUAUAAUAUGAAUAUGUUUCAAAAUCAGUUUUCCACAUAUAUCAUAAAGGUAAACU
This is a messenger RNA of Mirounga angustirostris (Northern elephant seal), 5959 nucleotides long. RefSeq names its product cilia and flagella associated protein 206 (gene CFAP206). The coding region runs from base 3128 to 4993 and encodes 621 amino acids. The transcript is spliced from 15 exons. The record is from RefSeq and is a predicted model, not a curated record. Gene Ontology annotation, cellular component: axoneme; ciliary basal body. Gene Ontology annotation, biological process: regulation of flagellated sperm motility; sperm axoneme assembly; regulation of cilium beat frequency. Lineage: Eukaryota; Metazoa; Chordata; Mammalia; Carnivora; Phocidae.